Messenger RNA from Mugil cephalus (flathead mullet), 5811 nucleotides. It is a transcript of the gene ocrl, whose product is annotated as OCRL inositol polyphosphate-5-phosphatase. Gene Ontology annotation, cellular component: membrane; cytoplasm. Gene Ontology annotation, molecular function: inositol phosphate phosphatase activity; phosphatidylinositol-4,5-bisphosphate 5-phosphatase activity. NCBI's taxonomy places the organism in Eukaryota, Metazoa, Chordata, Actinopteri, Mugiliformes, Mugilidae. The record is from RefSeq and is a predicted model, not a curated record. The transcript is spliced from 23 exons. The coding region runs from base 1242 to 3794 and encodes 850 amino acids. Gene Ontology annotation, biological process: phosphatidylinositol dephosphorylation; signal transduction.
AAUAACUUAUCUUUGUCGGGCGGUAGGUAAAUUGAGUAAGAUGGCACAGGUGGUACACUUUCAGAUCUUUGUCGGCAAAAUCAGCUUCCUUGAGCUUUAUUUCAAUCCAUUCCCAGUCGUUGGCGCCUGCCAUUGUUUUGUGGGUAGACAGUGGAUAAUGUAGAAAGUGAUAAUCCAAAGGUUAUAUGUGUUUUCAUUUUAUAUUCGUAACUGAUUGACAGAAUAACUGCGCUGCUUUGUAAUUGUCCAAACUGGCAAACAAACUGAUAUCGGUAUAGUUCAAAAUACAGUCUGUUAUAUCGGGAAGCAAUAGAGCAAUAGACACCAUGAUGCACUUUAUAUAAUUUGUUUAUCCUGUUGUAAGGCUGUUUAUGGUUUCACUAAUACUUGAUUUCAUAGUUUGUGUGGCUAAUUCAGGCAGACAGAAUUGUCAUAAGUUUUCCUGUUUUGCUUGACGAUCUAAAACGGAUGCUGCACAUUGUAGCCAUGGACAGUUUCAGUGAGCUAGGAGAAACAGGCUGCUGCAGGUUUCAGUGACUCAGGUCAGAUAAGACAGUCGACAACAGUUCUGCUGUUCUUCUCGCUGUUCUUAUUUAGUUCGGUUACGUCAGUUCACGGCCUGGAGCUGAUGGAACAAGGUCUCUACACACACCACCCUGAUCCCCCCUUAGAUUUGCUCUUAGCGGGGAUUUAACUGAAUGUCGAGUUUACAAAAUCUUGUCUGUGUCCGUUUGACAGCUCCUGUGUUUGUUUUUUGAGAGGGGAUGGAGUGGCUGGUGGCAGGGUGAACGUUAUUUCGUCAGUGCAGCUUGCGCUAGAGAGCGGUUAGUACCAGCUCACCACAGAUUAUCUAGAAUUCUUUCACCACGUCCUGGAGUGUAAUGAGACUCACAUGGGCACACAAGCUUCAUGCUCAGCUAACCGUGUUAACACCACUCAUAGUAAACUGAGGAGGAGUCCUGACAGCGGGAAAAGGAUUGGGUGUUUUGGCCACCCCAGAUGCCGUUGUGUCUCGUCCAGUGCCGCAGUUGUCCAUACCUAUCAAUGGUAACUUUGUAAUUGUGCGAGAAGCCGAUGAAGCCCUUCUUAUUGAUUUCUCAGUAGCUUCCUCUGUCAGGAUACGAAUCAAAGGAGAAAAAGCCCCAGAGCUGUUGCUGGAACUCCAGGACGAUGAUCGGACUCAGACUUUCAUUGCCCAGGUGAAGAGUGCCCAGCAUCAAGUUGAAUCCAAACCCAAAGCGAUGGAGCCGCUUACGCCAGCAGCACAGAGAGGUCCAGUUCCCAUCCCUCCGCAAAGAACAACCAAGAUGGCAAACACCGUGGGAGUUAACCCGCCUAAAUCUACCAGUGCACUAACACCAAACAGCAACAUCACUUCGACAAAUCGGAAUAACACAGAUCCAGCUCUAUCCCUUGCCUCAGACUUUGGCUUUGAGGACAAAAUCAACAACGCUCUCAAAGUGGAAGAGAAGAAGAACCACCAGAAUCGUAUAGUUGCCCCCAGGGACCCUCCUCCUCCACCUGUUCCCCCUCUACCUCCUCGCAAAACCUCCUACACUCCGUCCAAUCCUCUACCUCCUGUACCAAUCCCUAAAGACAGAGCUGUCUCCUUAAUGGCCAAAGAGAGCUCCAAACCCGAUAGUUUUAGGGGCGGGUUUGACCGCGUGGACCGGCCGCCGUCUUGGUGCGAGAGCCCCACCACCAACAGCAUGAGGCAGACCAUGUUCUCCAGCCAGGCAGGACAAAGAGAAUACCUCAUCAAACACCGCCUGGGAAAGAAGGAGAACGAGUAUGUGGACAUCCGGCCCUUCAGGUUCUUCACGGGCACGUGGAACGUCAACGGCCAGUCUCCAGACAGCAGCCUCGAGUCGUGGCUCCACUGUGACCCCGAAGCUCCUGAUAUUUAUGCUCUGGGUUUUCAAGAAUUGGACCUGAGCACAGAGGCUUUCUUUUACAUGGACUCAUCCAAAGAGCAGCUGUGGGUAGAAGCUGUGGAAAGGGCCUUGCAUCCAAAAGCCAAGUACAAGAAGGUUCGGAUCAUACGACUAGUUGGGAUGAUGCUUGUGGUGUUUGUCAAGAAGAUGCACAAGAAUCACAUAAAGGAAGUGGCUGCAGAACAUGUGGGCACAGGAAUCAUGGGAAAAAUGGGGAACAAAGGAGGCGUGGCAGUGAGGUUUGUUUUCCACAACACGAGCUUCUGCAUCGUCAACUCCCAUCUUGCAGCACACGUGGAAGACUUUGAGCGCCGCAAUCAGGAUUAUAAAGACAUAUGCGCCCGCAUGACCUUCCACUUGCUGGACUACCCCCCUCUCAGUAUCGUCAAGCACGACGUGGUGAUCUGGCUCGGGGACUUAAACUAUCGUCUUUUUAUGUACGAUGCUGCUGAAGUCAAACAUCUGAUUGCUCAGAAUGAGCUAAAGAAGCUCCAGGAGGUUGAUCAGCUGAACAUUCAGAGGCAGACAAAGAGAGCCUUCACCGACUUCCAAGAGGGAGACAUUACUUUCAUUCCCACGUACAAAUAUGACCCCAAAACAGAUCGAUGGGACUCAAGUGGGAAGUGCCGCGUUCCAGCUUGGUGUGACAGGAUCCUGUGGAGGGGCAACAAUGUCAAGCAGUUAAAGUACCGAAGUCACAUGGAGCUGCAAACCAGUGACCACAAGCCUGUCAGCUCCCUCUUCAGUAUAGGGGUAAAGGUGGUGGAUGAACAGCGGCACAAAAAGGUGUUUGAGGAGAUUGUCCGUGCGAUGGACAGAAUGGAGAACGACUUCCUUCCAUCUGUAUCUCUGAGCAGGAGAGAGUUCACAUUUGAGAAUGUGAAGUUCCGGCAACUUCAAAAGGAGCGAUUUCAAAUAACAAAUGACGGGCAGGUACCCUGUCACUUUGCCUUCAUCCCCAAACUCAAUGACACGCAGUACUGCAAGUCCUGGCUGCGCGCUGAGCCAAGCGAUGGAUUCUUAGAGCCGAACGAGACCCUAGAGAUCUAUCUGGAGGCGUACGUCAGCAAGGACUCUGUCACGCUGCUGAACUCUGGAGAAGACGCGAUAGAGGACAUUCUGGUGCUCCACCUGGACCGUGGCAAGGACUACUUCCUCACCAUCUCCGGCAACUACCUGCCCAGCUGCUUCGGCACCUCGCUGGAGACUCUGUGUCGCAUGAAGAAGCCCAUCAGAGAGAUCCCCAUCACCAAACUCAUUGACCUGGGAGAGGACAGCUUCAUGGAAAAGGAAAAGUCCAAGGUGAACUUCCUGAUGGUGGAUGGAGCAGCUACUGAGGACAAACCUCUGAAGAUCCCCAAGGAGGUGUGGGUCCUGGUCAACCACCUCUUCACCAAGUCCUGUGAUCAGGAGGACUUGUUCCAGACUCCAGGCCUCCAGGAGGAGCUGCAGAGUAUCAUCGACUGUCUGGACACCAGCAUCCCAGACUCCAUCCCUGGUUGUAACCACUCUGUGGCUGAGGCUCUGUUAAUUUUUUUGGAGGCUUUGCCGGAGCCAGUGGUGUGUUACGAACUCUACCAGCGGUGCCUGGAGUGUGCUCAUGACAGCCGCCUCUGCAAACAGUUGAUCUCCCAGCUUCCCCGAGCUCACCGCAACGUGUUUCGCUACCUAAUGGCCUUCCUGAAGGAACUUCUCAAACACUCACACAACAACAAUUUAACGGCCAGCCUCAUAGCUACCCUCUUCGCCAGCCUCCUCAUCCGACCGCCUCCCAACCUGGUGGGCAGGCAGACGGCACACGAGCGGCAGAAAGCCAUCGACUUUAUUCUGGGUUUCCUCAUGGCUGGAGAUGAGGACUAGCCGAGGUCAAAGAUUCAUCAGUUAGGUUUGGAGAUGAUUCCCGACCUGGACCUGGACCUGGACCUGGACCUGGACCUGGACCUGUAGGAACCACUAAUCCUUAUCCACCUGGUAUUUUAUCGUCAAAUGGGAGAGACCAGUGCAGCCGUUCUGCACUCUACCGUGUACAAACCCUCAUGUCAGAGGCACCCAAGAUCCUAUGAACCCUGAUGAUUUUAGGAAGUGUUAUAUCUUCAGUCCAUGUGCAGCGUGACCGGUUGCUGGAUUUGGAAGCACUUGGGAGACUUGUGAACUGAUGCCGAUGCACUUUCUGACGACCUAAAGAACCUGUGCCUCCAGACUAGUGUUGCCCUCGUUGUCAGCUGACACUUCUUCUUAUUUGUAGGUGCUCAUGCCAAAAUAACCCCUGAGCAGUGAGUGGUAUGAAUGUGAAAACACUAUGUAACUGUGGAUGCUAAAUGAAUGACUUACCUACACUAAAGAUUGGAAAAUGACUGUAUAGAGGAGUAGACUGAUUAAAAAAACCAAUAGACUUUAGUUUGAACUGGGAUAAUUGUGAAAAUUAGUCACUAAGAAUGUGUUAAACUUAAGAUAAUCACGACAAUCAUUAAGUUUACAGCAUUUUCGCUGAGGAGACAAUAUUAAGAUACCGAUAUAAGAGUUAUUUGUUAGCAUACCCUUUGUAUUUUAACUGUUAUUUAUAUAGUUUUUUUUUUCAUCUGAGUUUGCACCAUCACAGCAGUUUAUUUUUUGAUUUUACAACUUUUCAUCCAACAUAUUCAUCAGUUGUUUACUCCUUCUUAUAGAAAUCUCUCUGUUUGAAUGUUUGCCGUGUGAUUUCUUGUGAUUUCUCGUAAUUUCAGCUGUGAGCCUUACGUCUAGUUUUGCCAGUUCCUCCUGAGUUACAAAACAAGUCUGUUAACACACUAACUUCCUGGUUAACCGGAAUCGAGUGGAGACUCACUCUGUGUGGUUCUUGAUGUCUUAAAUGGUGUAGAUAGUGAUUGUUUUCCUGUUCCCUGUCUGUUUGAUUGUGUGGUGGUGCGAAUCUGUGAUGGUGUCUACAGUUUGUUAUGAAGCUGGUACUGUGGAGCUCUGUUUAUACAUUUUUUUGUUUUUCUCUCCUCACUUCUGUCACAUCUUAAAGCUUAAGCUCAUUGUUUUAGGACAGUGUUACACCGAGGCGCGGCUGUCGUGGUCCUCACGGUAAAUGCAGCGUUUUUAUAAGUAAUGCAGCCUUUUCGCGGGUGCAGGAUUUAAUGGCUCAUCACUCAUGCAGGAUGAAGCUCGUCUUUGCUCUUCCUUCUCGUUUGUGCCACAGAGGAGCUUCUUUUUUUUUUCCUGCAGCUAAUGUUGCAAAACAUGUCACGGUAGUUGAAAUAAGGAACUUCUGUGCUGUGUCUAAUGACCAUUUCCUCUUUAACAGCAACACCCAGGAGAUGUCAGCGCUCGCUUUCACAUUUAUGAUCUUCAUUUCCUCUGCUCAAUAUCUUGUGUAAUGUAAUGAUCCCUGAAAAAAAAAAAAAAGAAAAAAAAAAGAGACCUCCAAAGAAAACCUAACGUGAGCACAUGACGCAAAUGUGAAAACGCUGACAAUCACGGCACGCUCGUUGGGCUGAAGUGGCUCUUUUCCCGUGUAGUUUCUUCUGCCUCGUUGCCAUCGCUGUUUUCUUCUGCUGGCCCUUUUCAAGCCGAGCUUUUGCCAAACGUUGCUCGAUCCUGAAGGAGUGGUUGUGUGAGAUUCAGAUUUGGGAGAACCGCUUUACAGUAGCCAUCGUCUUCAGAAAACGCUACCGUCAACACAUCAAACAGAUAAAUCAGUGUAAUUGAUAACCUCUGAUUUUCCAACUGUUGUCUUAUACCACUGUACCAACUGGUGUAACGUCGUGGACUCAUUGUAUUUCUGUCUUCAGUUCUGUCAUAAAAUUAAGGUACAUCUAAAGAUACACAAGGAAACACUUUUAAGAUUUUUUGGUACUUUUAAUUUAUUUAAAAGAAAUAAAACUCUAUAAAGCUG